CCCCCCUCAUAUCCUCAUCUACAAUGGCUACCACCAAGGCCCCCGAGAAGAACUUCGCCCUCGACUUCCUCAUGGGAGGUGUCUCUGCCGCCGUGGCAAAGACAGCCGCUGCUCCCAUUGAGCGUGUCAAGCUUCUUAUCCAGAACCAGGACGAGAUGAUCAAGCAGGGACGUCUUGCCAGGAAGUACGACGGUAUCGUGGAGUGUUUCUCCCGUACCGCCCGUGAGGAGGGUGUCAUUUCCUUCUGGCGUGGAAACACAGCCAACGUGCUGCGUUACUUCCCCACACAGGGUCUCAACUUGGCCUUCAAGGAUUACUUCAAGAAGAUGUUUGGCUUCAAGAAGAACGACGGCUACUGGCCAUGGUUCUUUGGAAACCUUGCUUCCGGUGGUGCUGCCGGUGCCACUUCCCUUCUCUUCGUCUACUCCCUCGACUACGCACGUACCCGUCUCGCCAACGACGCAAAGUCCGCCAAGAAGGGUGGUGAGCGUGAGUUCAACGGUCUCGUGGAUGUCUACCGCAAGACCCUCAAGUCUGAUGGUAUUGCUGGUCUCUACCGUGGUUUCGGUCCUUCCGUCGCUGGUAUCAUUGUUUACCGUGGUCUCUACUUCGGUCUCUACGACUCCAUCAAGCCUGUCAUCCUUACUGGUUCGCUCGAGGGUAACUUCUUGGCUUCCUUCUUGCUCGGUUGGGCUGUCACCACCGGUGCCGGUAUCGCUUCUUACCCUCUCGACACUGUCCGUCGUCGUAUGAUGAUGACCUCUGGUCAGGCCGUCAAGUACAAGUCUUCGUUCGAUGCUUUCCGUCAAAUCGUUGCUGCUGAGGGUACCAAGUCGCUCUUCAAGGGUGCCGGUGCCAACAUUCUUCGUGGUGUUGCAGGCGCUGGUGUGCUUUCCAUGUACGACCAGAUCCAGAUGCUCCUCCUCGGCAAGAAGUUCUAAGCAGAACUUUGAGCGUUUCUCCCCGGCAGUCAGCGGUCUUUUAUACGCUGAUUGCUGGGACCUGCGGGACCUACAUAGACAAAUCAUCUCGUUCAUUG
Molecule: messenger RNA, 1039 nt
Organism: Protomyces lactucae-debilis
Lineage: Eukaryota; Fungi; Ascomycota; Taphrinomycetes; Taphrinales; Protomycetaceae
Product: ADP,ATP carrier protein
Exons: 2
Coding region: 24-941 (305 amino acids)
Biological process (GO): mitochondrial ATP transmembrane transport; mitochondrial ADP transmembrane transport
Cellular component (GO): mitochondrial inner membrane
Molecular function (GO): ATP:ADP antiporter activity
Source: RefSeq, a predicted model, not a curated record